Messenger RNA from Hyalella azteca, 970 nucleotides. RefSeq names its product receptor expression-enhancing protein 5. The coding region runs from base 172 to 723 and encodes 183 amino acids. The record is from RefSeq and is a predicted model, not a curated record. NCBI's taxonomy places the organism in Eukaryota, Metazoa, Arthropoda, Malacostraca, Amphipoda, Hyalellidae. The transcript is spliced from 4 exons.
GAGUUGAACAAGAGAUUACAGAAAGAUCAUUUAGGAGACGCGUUACUAACGUUCAACGCCCAGUAACUGACAAGUCUUUCAUUGGAGCAGGAAUUGACCCAUUGUAGACAUUUUGAUUUCACCGCCAGAUUUGAUUGUGACUUAAAUACCUAAGGCGCACAGAACCACAUCAUGGAAUCGAAAAAACAACCUACAAUCAUGGAAAACGUUUUGUGGCAGUAUGCUAAUCAGUAUCUCGGUGAACAAAAUGUCAAAAUGUUGACGGACGAGAAGAAUCGACCCUACUUGAAAUACGGUGGGCUCUUAUUCCUGGCUGUAUACCUCAUCUUCGGUCACCUGGCUCAGCUCAUCAGUAAUUUAGUAGGCUUCCUGUAUCCUGCAUACUGCAGCGUUAAGGCUCUCGAAUCAAGUACCAAAGCUGAUGACACGAAAUGGCUGACGUACUGGGUGGUGUUCGCUACCUUCUCUCUCAUCGACACCUUCUCCGGCUUCAUCCUUUCCUGGCUACCUUUCUACUGGCUAGCAAAAGUUCUGUUCCUGGUCUGGUGCUUCUCGUCGUCAGAUUUCAACGGUUCUACGGUGAUCUACAAUAAAGUCAUCUUGCCCUUCUUCAAGAAGCACGAGAAGAAGAUAGACUCGGCCAUGGGACGAGUGGAUAGAGUUGUUGCUUCGGCUUCAAGAGAGGCAGAAAAGAUUACUGAAAACAUUCGCACUGAUCUUUAACCGAAUUGCAGUACCGUGGAGUGCGAUUGACUUUUAAUAUUUUUUGUGCCAAAAUUUUGAACUGGAAUCUGCGGAAUGUUAGUUGCGACCAACUUUUUGCAAAAAAAUUUAGUGCCUUUGCGUGUAAAUUAUGCGAUCAUUCCUGGCUAAGUUGUGCCGUACGGGACUCGCUUCGAAGUUUUAAAAACAGAUAUCAGAGUUUUUUAUCCGUUAAAAAAUCUUGGAGGUUAAAUAAAUUUUAAAUUUC